AGACAGUUAGAAGACUAUUUGAACAAGCUGCUGAGGAUGGCCAUGUACCGCAAAUAUCACCAUACUAUGGAGUUCAUUGACAUCAGCCAGCUGUCUUUCAUUCACGACCUGGGACCCAAAGGACUAGAAGGGAUGAUCUAUAAGCGUUCAGGCGGACAUCGUAUCCCUGGCAUGAACUGCUGUGGUCACAGCCAAGCCUGCUACCGUUGGUCCAAACGCUGGCUGGUGGUGAAGGACUCAUGUUUGCUGUACAUGAAGCCAGACUCAGGGGCAAUCUCCUUCGUCAUGCUGGUGGAUAAAGAGUUCAGCAUCAAGAUGGACUCCAAAGACACAGAGACCAAACAUGGAGUCCGGAUUGAUAGUCUCUCCAGGACGCUCGUGUUCAAGUGCAUCAGCUACAGACACGCCCGCUGGUGGGGUCAGAGCAUCGAGAGCUUCGUGAGGAGUCACGGGAAGGCUUUCCUGCGGGAUCACCGCUUCGGGUCAUUUGCCCAGGAAGAGGAAAACAUCCCAGCCAAAUGGUACGUGAAUGGAAAGACGUACAUGGAGGACGUGGCUGACGCUUUGGAAGAGGCUAAAGAGGAAAUCUUUAUCACUGACUGGUGGCUGAGUCCAGAGAUCUUCUUGAAGAGACCUGUGGUGGAGGGCAACAGGUGGAGACUGGACUGUAUCCUCAAACGCAAAGCACAACAGGGAGUGCGCAUCUUCGUGAUGUUGUACAAGGAGGUGGAGGUCGCCCUGGGCAUCAACUCAGGCUACAGCAAGAGGACGCUCCUGCACCUGCACCCCAACAUCAAGGUGAUGCGUCAUCCCGACCACGUCUCCUCCUCCGUCUACCUGUGGGCGCAUCACGAGAAGAUCAUUGUCAUUGACCAAUCGGUGGCUUUCGUGGGCGGGAUUGACCUGGCGUACGGUCGCUGGGACGACAGAGAGCACCGUCUGACGGACGUCGGCAGUGUGACGCGUUCUGUGGCCCUGGAGCAGGCUGGAUCCACCAACACUUCUUCCAGUAAGGGUGUGUCCGCUGUCGACGGCGUCUCGCAGCGCAAUGGACAAGGGACGCUGCCCGGUGACCCGGUGGAAUUGCCCAAGCUGAAGGGGAUUGGCCGCAGCCGGCGGUCUCGCUUCAGUCUGUACAGGCACCUGCAUAAACACACCCUGCAGCAGGCAGACAGCGUCAGCAGCGUGGACAGUGCUGGGAGUGGUUCAGUGCAAAGCCUGAAGACAGGUGUCGGAGAACUACAAGGCAACACUCGCUUCUGGCACGGAAAAGACUACUGCAACUUUGUCUACAAGGACUGGAUCCAGCUGGAGAAACCUUUUGAUGACUUCAUCGACAGAUACACCACUCCCAGAAUGCCUUGGCAUGACAUCGCCUCGGUGGUUCAUGGCAGAGCCGCCCGGGAUGCGGCCAGACACUUCAUUCAACGCUGGAACUUCACUAAGAUCAUGAAGCCAAAGUAUCGCUCUCUGUCUUAUCCAUUCCUACUGCCCAAGUCCCACUCCAGUGCCAACGAGCUCAGAUACCAAGUCCCUGACUGCACCAAUGCCAAAGUACAAGUGUUGCGCUCAGCAGCAGACUGGUCGGCAGGCAUAAAGUACCACGAGGAGUCCAUCCACAACGCCUACAUCCAGGUCAUCGCCAAGAGCAAACACUACAUCUACAUAGAGAACCAGUUCUUCAUCAGCUGCGCCGACAACAGAAUGGUGUACAACAAGAUUGGAGACGCCAUCAUUGAGAGGAUCAUCAGGGCGCACAAGGAGGGUAAGAAGUACCGCGUCUACGUGGUCACGCCGCUGCUUCCUGGUUUUGAGGGGGACAUCACCACGGGAGGAGGGAACGCCCUCCAGGCUGUCAUGCACUUCAACUACAGAACCAUGAUCAGAGGAGAGUUCUCCAUCAUAUCGCAGCUGAAGAAAGAGAUGGAUGACCAGUGGAUGAACUACAUCUCCUUCGCCGGGCUGCGGACUCACGCUGAGCUGGAGGGACGCCUGGUCACAGAGCUCAUCUACAUCCACAGCAAGAUGCUCAUCGCAGACGACAACACAGUCAUCAUCGGUUCUGCUAACAUCAACGACAGGAGCAUGCUGGGUAAACGUGACAGUGAGGUGGCGGUGAUUGUCGAGGACUCUGAAAAGGUGGCGUCUGUGAUGGAUGGACAGGAGUAUGAAGCUGGACCCUACGCACUCCAGCUACGCCUGGAAUGCUUCAGGACCAUCCUCGGAGGUCACAGCGACACCAGCAUUGACCUGUCUGACCCCAUCAGCGAUCGCUUCUACAAGGAGGUGUGGAUGACCACAGCCGGCCGUAAUGACACCAUUUAUGAGAAGGUGUUUCGCUGCCUCCCUUCGUCCCUGGUGAGGAACAUGUCCGAGCUGGAGCAGUUCCAGUCCAAACCGGGCUUGGCCCAGACCGACACGGCCCGCGCUCACGAGGAACUGCGCAAAAUCCGCGGCUUCUUGGUCCAGUUUCCUCUGGACUUCCUGUCCGAGCACAACCUCAUGCCCUCUGUAGGGACAAAGGAGGCCAUGGUCCCAACUGAGAUCUGGACGUAAAGGACAAGAAAAGACCGCCACCUACUUUUUAAUCGUAUUUCAUCCUGAGUGAUGUCUCUGGACUGCGUCGUCAUCAUCAGGUGGAUUGUGUAAGAGAUCAUUUCUGAUGUGUAUGAUCCAGAGAUGAGAGGCAGGUUUACGGCUCUGCCGGGCACCGACAAAUCUCUAGAAUCUGUUGCUACUGAAAAACACUAAACGGUGGCAAGAGCUUGAAGGGGUAAGCACUUAAAUUUAUGAAGAAAAAGAAGACUUCACAUUUGAGGAAUGCAUUGUGGUCGCAUUCAAAUUGUGGAGAUGUGAAGAAAAAAGAUUUUGAAGGGACCAGGGUGAGGGACGAGUCAAAUCUUAGACAACACUGCUAAUAAAUAUUCAACUCUAGGUUUAAGAGUGAAUUUUUAAUUUUCAAUUUAUGUUCGUUAGGUGCAUUAGUGCUGAAUGUGCCGUACAUGAGCAGACAGCGGAGUCGCUGAGCUCGUCUACGUGCUGCUUUAGAUGAAUUUCAAAACUUUUUUCAUCUCAAAUGUGUCUUCAAAUUUCUAAUACGAGAUGUGUGCUCACUCUUCACUGUGCUCGCACGCGCACACAAGACAAUGUUUCUAGUUCAACGGUGGUGCAUGAUUUACCGAUCUUGAUAACUAAUGCAUGUACCAAUCACAGGAAACUUAAGAUGUAAGAUGUUUUGUGAAAGAUAAUUAUGGACACAGCUGUAUUCUGUGAAUCAAGGUGUUGAUUCGACAUUAUUCAACUUUAUUUGUCGUAAAAACGCUUGUGUCUGACAUCAGAGGCUGAAUGAGACAAUCUGCCCACAAGUUUAAAACAGCAAUUCCUUCUUUGCUCAACAGAGGGUGCUAGCCUCUUAAAAAUACAGUGUGUGUACAGUAAAGGAAGAGUUUGAGGUUUUCUAUCAAAUGCAGAAACACAGUCUUUGAAACAAGGUAAACAGUGAAAAUACAAAUAAUAAUAUAUCUGUCAUGAGACAGCUUUUUUACAUUUCCACUUCUCCGGCAUAUCCAGUCAUGUGUUGUUCUCUUAUGCAACCUUUUAAAGUUUCCCAGUUUGUUUUGUAAAUACAAAAUGUCUGGCCUGUGUGUUUUCGUUUUUAAUAUCUGUCAGAGCGUCUUCUUUGAUCACCAACCUCCUCGAAUGUGAAGUUAAUUCAAUAAUCUCUCGUUUGUCUCAUUUACUGCGACAAACACAGCAAACAGAUCGUCGCUGCGGAAACGAGUCAAGGCUUGGUUUGGAAAUUCCUGUGAAGUGAUGAAUACAUCAGAAAUAAAGGCCUUGCAUGGAA
This is a messenger RNA of Paralichthys olivaceus (Japanese flounder), 3847 nucleotides long. The record is from RefSeq and is a predicted model, not a curated record. Lineage: Eukaryota; Metazoa; Chordata; Actinopteri; Pleuronectiformes; Paralichthyidae.